AUGCUAUUUUAUGCGGAGGAGGGCCGGGAAGACACCAAGCAACUGGCGAGCUCCCAGAGGCCACCGGGGGAGCCCAGAGCCGGUGGUCCCACAGGCUCAGCAGCCCUUCCAGGCAGAGCAGCGUGCGUGGGCGGGAGUUGCUGCAAGAGGCUCGACCCAGAGCACUACCCGGAUCCCGACAUCCCGAAGGACUCCGACUGGAACCUCAGGAGUCCGAGGCAGAUCCAUGACACCCCAGCUGUUAAAUGUCUGAGACGGGGUUCAGCUCUGACGCUUCCUCGCUGUGCCCUGCCCUGCCCUUCCGGCUCUUCUGCCUGCCUGUCUCUUCUGGGCCAGCACUAUUCCAUCACCAUCACCCCGCCUCCACCCCACUUGUUCAGCUAUUCCCCAACUGAGGAGCAGCCCUCGAGGGCCACCACCUCUGUAGCUCUUAGAACGAAUACUAAGACAGAAGGCCUCAAGGUCCUGGCUGCCUCGCUGGUAUUCUCAGGGCUGCUCUCCCUGGUCCUGAGUUGGCCCCUGGCCCGGGAUGCAGAGCAGCUCUGCCCGAAGCUGGAUUUGGAGGUGACGGUGAGGAGGUCCGAAUCUGAGAUCUUAAAUGAUGGGCCUCUGACCCUGACCUGCAGGGGCUGCAGCCCAUUUCCCCACUCCAGCAUUAUGUACUGGCUGGGCAACCAUUCCUUCAUAGAAGACCUGCCUGGAGCCCUCCAUGAGAGCCAGACACGGAGGCAGCGAGAAAGCCAAGUGACCUGGCUCCAGCGUGACCUAGUGCUGGAGGAGCUGAGCCCCGAGCUCACUGCCGCCACCAACUUCUCCUGUGUCCUAGUGGACCCAGCCCAGCUCACUCAGCGCCACAUACUCUUGGCCCAGCUCCAGCAGGAGCCUGGGCCAAGAACACUCCAAACCCUGUCAGUCAGUCACCAGCUGGGGAAUCACAGUGCAGUCCCAUCUCCCACAACCUCUGGGCAUGGGGAAGAAGCCAGCCAGACCUCUCCCUGGACAGCAGGCUAAGCCUGACUGAGCAAGACAGCAAGAAGGGGAGCAGGAGCCCCUCCAAUAAAGCAUUACCCCAA
Molecule: messenger RNA, 1073 nt
Organism: Monodelphis domestica (gray short-tailed opossum)
Lineage: Eukaryota; Metazoa; Chordata; Mammalia; Didelphimorphia; Didelphidae
Gene: IL18BP
Product: interleukin 18 binding protein
Molecular function (GO): interleukin-18 binding
Source: RefSeq, a predicted model, not a curated record